UGGACAAGCACAAUCUUUAUCCUCCUGCUCCUCCCUUGACUCGUUACAAGGAGACGGCAUUUCCGAGCGCCAAGAAAAAGUUGGUUGAAUCUGUUGUUCUUGAUAAUGCGGUGAAUAAGAAGUUGGACGCCUUGACAACUUCCAAGCUUUGUGUCAGAAUGAACACCCUUCAAUAUAUGCAGAAGAAAAUUUCCACCCUUGAGGAUGGUAUUAGGGAGUCGUGGUCGGCUGUUAGACUUCUUAAAGAUCAGACAUGCCCUGAUGUGGAUCCUCGUUGGACUUCGAAUGGGAUUUUGGAAAUGUGUAGCGAGUCAGUCGAUGAGCUUUUUGUUGCCACCUUUGACUGCAUCCGAGAUAGCGCCGCUGAUGCUAUCAGGAAAACUUGUGAGUUAGUGGGAGCUAGGGUUGUGUUUUGGGACUUGAGAGAACCAUUCAUAUUUAAUUUAUAUCACGGUGGUGUUGAGGGUGCACGACUGGAAACUACGCUUCCACAGUUUGAUAGAGUCCUCAAUAAUGUUUGCGCUCUGAUUGAUGACACCCUCAGAGACAUUGUAGUGAAAAGUAUUUUUAAGGCAUCUCUGGAAGGUUAUGCUUGGGUGUUACUAGAUGGAGGGCCUUCAUGUGCAUUUUCUGAUUUUGAUGUUGUCAUGAUGGAAGAUGACCUCAAUAUAUUAAAAGACUUGUUUGUUGCUGAGGGGGAAGGGCUUCCCCGAUCAUUAGUUGAAGAGGAAGCAAGAUUCGCUCAUCAAAUUCUCAGUUUAUUUUCUCUCCGGGCUGAAUCUGUGAUCCAAUUGUUGAUGACUUCUAGUGAACACAGUUCAAUAGGACUUGAAGCACAUAAAUAUGGGCACAGACAUCUGGGAGAUGCACACACCUUGAUACGUGUUUUAUGUCACAAGAAGGAGAGAGAAGCUUCGAAAUUCUUGAAGCUGCAUUAUCACCUUCCAGCAUCAUCAGUGUAUGAUGAGGCUGCAACGGAGGAUGCCUCUGUGAAGUCGCCACUUAUGGCCGACCUUAUCAAAAGGAGUGCUUCGUUUCGUUGGUCUGACAAAGGAAGUAGCAGUUUCAGAUCUUUUAAGAAGAAAAUCCAGGAAGCAACAUCAGAUUUUAGGCAUGUGGGAUGGUGAUGAUGCUAUCCUAUUCUUGGUGCUAUCCGUCCGACGACUGGUUCUAUAAACAAUGCUCUCUAUAUGCUGCACAAAAAGUGUCGGAAAUGUUAACUGCAUUUUAAAUUAGAGCUGUAUGACGGUGUGAAAAGUGCUUGUAUGUCAAAGAAAACCAUUUGCUCAUAAGACAGAGGUAACACUCCAUUAGGGAGUAUGCUCAGAAAAUUUUGCCAUGUUUGCUUCUAACUGUGAGGUUGUAGAUCGAUGUUAUUAACUCUGGGGCUCAAAAUAAAACUGAAAGAAACAUUCCCAGAUUAUAUUAUGCCUACAUAUACCUAAGAAA
Nicotiana tabacum (common tobacco) is the source of this 1449-nucleotide messenger RNA. The record is from RefSeq and is a predicted model, not a curated record. Lineage: Eukaryota; Viridiplantae; Streptophyta; Magnoliopsida; Solanales; Solanaceae.